UCAGGUCAUGUCCGGAUAUAAAGAAGCUGUACCUUAUUGCAAGACCGAAGAAGAAUAAGGAUACUGCAAAAAGACUACAGGAACAAUUUGACGAUGUGCUUUAUGAGAAGCUGCGAAAACAAAAUCCAGACUUCGUAUCCAAGAUCGCCAUCAUAGAAGGCGACGUCGGCCAGACUGGGCUCGGCAUGAAGGAUGAGGACCGGGAGAGGGUUAUUCAGGAGGUGGAGUUUAUCUUCCAUGGUGCAGCGACAGUCCGUUUUGACGAAGCCCUGAAACAGGCCGUCGAGAUCAACGUCAGGGGCACCAGGGAGAUGCUGCUCCUCGCCAGAGCCUGCAGCAGACUGAAAGCUAUGGUGCAUAUAUCCACUGCGUAUAGCAACUGUACAAUAAAAGACAUCGACGAGAAGUACUAUGACAGCCCUGUGCCUGCAGAGAAAUUGAUCGACAUGGUUGAAACUUUGGACGAGAAAACGCUGAACGGUAUUACGAAUGGGUUAAUAGGUGAUUUUCCCAACACCUACGCAUUCACAAAAGCCUGCGCCGAAGACGUCGUCCUUAAAUAUUCCAAAGGAUUACCUGUUGCCAUGAUCAGACCAUCUAUAAUUAUUGGAACGGCGAAAGAGCCUAUCGCUGGAUGGAUUGACAACGUUUAUGGACCUACUGGGGUGGUUGUUGGAGCCGCAGUGGGCUUGAUCCAUGUACUCAACUGCAAUCCUGACGCUGUUGCGGAUUUGGUCCCAGGAGACAUGGUCGUUAAUGCUUGCAUUGCAACUGCUUGGAAGACUGCUAGAGACUAUCCCGGCAACCAUGAGGACGCUCCACCCCAGGACCUACCCCCUUCAGUCUAUAACUACGUAUCUUCGGAACAACAACCCAUUACAUGGGGUACGUGAAUACAAUAACAAUGU
Messenger RNA from Hyposmocoma kahamanoa, 908 nucleotides. Its product is annotated as fatty acyl-CoA reductase wat-like. Gene Ontology annotation, molecular function: alcohol-forming very long-chain fatty acyl-CoA reductase (NADP+) activity. The record is from RefSeq and is a predicted model, not a curated record. Bases 186 to 893 code for a protein of 235 amino acids. The transcript is spliced from 8 exons. Gene Ontology annotation, cellular component: peroxisome. NCBI's taxonomy places the organism in Eukaryota, Metazoa, Arthropoda, Insecta, Lepidoptera, Cosmopterigidae. Gene Ontology annotation, biological process: long-chain fatty-acyl-CoA metabolic process.